AUGGCUGGUUCGUCUCCAGCCGGUCCGGCGGACGCGCUGGCCGCGUCUCCUUCUCCGUCUUCUUCUGAGUCUUCCGCCUCCAGUUUGGUUUCCCCCCUUGCCUCUGCUUCCGCAAUGCCGUCUUCGGCCUCAGCCUGCUCGCCCUCUGCCGCGGCGCCUCUGCCGCCCAGUUCGAAGGACGCGCUGACGCCUUUCGAGCGGAUGUUCAGCGGGAUGGCGAGCGGCAUUUUAACCAAGACUGCAUGCGCGCCCAUGGACCGUCUGCGUCUGCUCUUCCAGGUUCAGGGCAUGCUGUCGCACCAGCGGGAACGCCAGGUGCCGGCUCGACAGCCCUCGUCGUCUUCCUCUGCGCCGGCGCCCUCCUCCGUCGCCUCGCCGGCCUCUGCGUCUGCGCGCAGCGCGCCUGCAGAGCCCAAAACGCCGCUGGCGACCGCGUUCUCCGUCUCGCAGCGCGCUGUCGCGGCGUCUGGGAAGAAGUACUCGGGGGUGCUCGCGUCGCUGCGACUUGUCGUUCAAGAGGAAGGCGUCGCAGGCUUGUGGCGGGGGAACGGCGCGAACGCAUGCAGAGCCGCGGCCGCCUAUGCGGUCAAGUUCCCCACGAACGACUGGGCCUGCAGCCUCCUGGAGCGGAUGCAGGGGGCACGCGCGGGGAGGGCUGUGCUUCAGAGUGCCGAGGCACGCGGCGGCCGCGACAGAUCAUCCGCAGAGACUGAGUUGCGCGCCGAAAAAAGGGCAGACAAGCGAGCCACGGAGAAGCGACUCGGCGUGGGGGGUCUGAUGAUCGCUGGGUCACUUGCAGGCGCGCUCCAGAAAGCGCUGUGCUACCCCCUGGAUCUCGUCUCCGUUCGCAUCGCGGUUGGCAUCAACACAGCCGCUCUCGCGGGCUACGCCGCCGCCACGCCUGCUCCGUCUAAACCGCAAGCGGCUUCUCCCUCAACGCCUCAGUCUCCGGUCGCUUCCUCCAACUCGUCUCCGCGCCUUUCCUCUUCUUCUUGCUCUUCUUCUUCUUCCUCGUCUUCGCUUCGAGGGCAGCCUGCACCUGGCGCGCCGAAGGGGGCGAGCGAGGCGCGGCUGUACGCGGGCAUCUGGCACUGCGUGAAGCGCAUUUACGUCACUGAGGGCGUCGCGGGGUUCUACAAAGGCUUUGCAGUGGCGCUUUGGUCCGGAGUACCUUACGUCAUGCUGCAAAUGACUUUCUACGAACUCUGGAAGCGAGAGAUCGAAGCGGCGAUAUCGCCCUCUCAAAAGGCGGGCGCCACCCCGUCCCUCCAGGCUCCUGCAGCUCCGUCAGUUCCCUCUUCAUACUUUAAGACUUUGCUAGCGAGCACGAUGGCAGGGAGCUUGGCGAACUUUAUGGCCCAGCUCGUGGUCUUCCCCUUCGACACAGCCCGCAAGCGCCUCAUGACCGACGGCAUUGACGGCCGCCAAAAACUCUACAGCUCGUGCCGGGCGUGCAUGCUGUCGAUUUACCGCCGCGAAGGUUUCGCGGCUCUAUUCGCCGGCCUGUGGCCCGCGACGCUUCGGUGCCUUCCGGCAGGUGCGCUUCAGUUCGCCUCCUACGAGUGCUUCAAGUUCUUCUUCCAGAUGCAACACGAGAAACGCAUGCGUUAG
Messenger RNA from Besnoitia besnoiti, 1611 nucleotides. Its product is annotated as carrier superfamily protein. Bases 1 to 1611 code for a protein of 536 amino acids. Lineage: Eukaryota; Apicomplexa; Conoidasida; Eucoccidiorida; Sarcocystidae. Gene Ontology annotation, biological process: transmembrane transport. The record is from RefSeq and is a predicted model, not a curated record. The transcript is spliced from 4 exons.